UAUAACCCUUUGGCCGACCAGGUCUCGGUCGGAAGCUACAUGUAGUAUCCCUUCCGUCAUGGCGGACAGCGCAAUGUCCUCCAUUUUGGUCCUCGUCUCAUUAUUCUGUGCUAGACAAGCACAUGCUGCAUCAGUGGACAGUUGUCCUAUGUACGGAUGCCGUCCCUCGGGGACCUUUUCCUACGUUUUGGGUGUGACUUCUAAAGUCUCACUAGCCUGGUCGAAGAGUUAUAUACAAGGACCAUUGACCAAUUCCCUGGGAUGUACAGCAAACGCUGUCAACGUUGUUUGUCAAGCCAACGGAUUGCGGAAUGAGGGCUAUGUGACCUUGUUUCCGGACAAUGGUACAGCUGCCUGGUACGGAGACGUUUUAAGGAGACCUACGUUACCCAUUAUGGACAUCUAUGGGGACGUCAUCGGAACUGAUGGACACAACCUUGUGAUGUUCGACACAAACGGGAAAAUUGUGAAGCCACAAAUUAAUCUAGGAGAAAACCUAUACCCAACGUACAGUUUGACGUUGUCAGAGGAAAACGGUAUCAUCGCCAUUGUUUCACGCCAGGGAUUUUUAAUUACGAAAGAAUCAAACGGUGUGCCCCAUGCUGCCAUUCAGUUUCGAGCAGAGGAACAGAGAACAAACGGGACGUUUCUACCGGUGGCUCCCCCUGUCGUGUCCGGACAUAGAAUUUAUAUCCUUACGGAGUUCCGCCCCGAUUAUGACACACAACAGCCAAAUAUUCUCGGAAUGCAGCGACUGUUUGCAAUUGACAUGAAGAACGUAAUGGCAGGGCGUCUGGAGAUCGCCUGGGUCUUCAACUUCGAACGACUUAACAACGAAGAAGUUCCUCACUCUCACCAGGAAGUGAACAGUAUGUUUGAAGAAAACCGCAUAGACUCCGCAUUUGGCCCGGCACCUCAAAUCAUGGUGAACACCGACACAAACAAAGUAUACGUGAAUUUACCGCCACCAGAGGGCGCCACAAACGCGCCACAUCUUCUGUGGGGGUUCAAGGACGAAAUGAAUGGAACAUCUCCAGACCUACUUUUCAAAAUUCCACAGUCUCUAUCAAAUUUUGCCACGUUUGAAUCCAAUAGUUUUUCCAUUGAAGCCGAUAAGCGGAAGACAAAAAAUUUGAACAAAUCGUUUAAGUUCAAUAAGAUACCUGGAGAGCCAUCGAUAUGGGGUGUUUCAAAUAACAAGAAACAAAUCCUCAAGCUCAGUCCAGACGACGGAACCGUCGUUGAGCAAAUAAAUCUCGACUCCGUUCUCAAUAUGACGUCAUCAACUGUGACGUCUAAACUAAUGGUUGCAAGAAGUUCUGAAGGCCCUCAGGAUAUUCUUAUAUUUGGUGUUCAAGCUUCCUCAUCUAACACUGACUAUAUGGGCAAUGAGACGAACAACAACAACGAAAUGACCUCGACCCAGAAUUAUGUUGUUUGUCUUAUUGAGAAUACUGUUAAUUGGGUCAUGAAGACGCCAAACAACAGAGAGGUUAAAGGUCAAAUUGCCGGAAUUAGACGAUCAUCGGUCAAUAACGGCGAUAUGUUGGUGGUUUAUACUAGCGAUUCUGAGGGAUCGGAAAUUUUUGCACUAACAUUCGAAUAAAUUUAUCAUCACACACAUUUA
Molecule: messenger RNA, 1627 nt
Organism: Magallana angulata
Lineage: Eukaryota; Metazoa; Mollusca; Bivalvia; Ostreida; Ostreidae
Exons: 5
Coding region: 59-1606 (515 amino acids)
Source: RefSeq, a predicted model, not a curated record